GCAGCCGAGCCGCGUCCUGCCGUGCUCGGCUUCCGCGAGCCACCGAGAGCCGUGCGCUGCGCUCCGCCGCGGGGCAGGGCUGACACCGGAGCGAGCGCGGGCCCCAGCCGUCGGCACCGGCGGGGUGCGGUGGGCCCCGGCCCUAGGAGGAGGACCAGGAGGGCGCGGAGGCGCUCGUGUCCCCACAGACCAGCCGGGGUCCUGGCCGCUGCGCGCGGCACGUGCAGCGACCCGCCCUGUGCGCCAUGCGCCGGCCGCGGCUCCCCAGCGCCGCCCUUUAGUGCCGCGGCGGCCGAGCGACUCCGGGCCGGCUCCGCGGGCCCCUCGGGCAUGGAGCCGCACGUGCUCGGCGCCGUCCUCUACUGGCUGCUGCUGCCCUUCGUGCUCCUGGCCGCCUGCCUCUUCCGCGUCAACGCGCUCUCGCUGGUCUACCUCCUGUUUCUGCUACUGCUGCCCUGGUUCCCGGGCCCCUCCAGGCACAGCAUCCCAGGUCACACCGGCCGCCUCCUGCGAGCCCUGCUGGGUUUCAGCCUCCUCUUCCUGGCAGCCCACCUCACCUUCCAGAUAUGCCUGCACACCGUGCCCCACCUGGACCAGCUUCUGGGGCCGAGCUGCAGCACCUGGGACACCGUCUCCCGACACAUUGGGGUCACGAGGCUGGACCUGAAGGACGUGCCCAACGCCAUCCGCCUGGUGGCCCCCGACCUGGGUGUCCUGGCGGCCUCCUCCCUGUGCCUUGGCGUGUGCAGGCGCCGUACGCGGACGGCCCGGCGGAGCCAGCGUGCCCAGGAGCCGGACCAUGAUGACGGGGGCGUGGACACCGGCUCCCUGGUGGGGCUGCAGGAAGCCCCUGCACUGCCCCACAAGCGGAGAUCUUGGCUGGCCGCCCGGUUCCGGAUCACAGCGCACUGGCUGCUGGUGGCCGCUGGGCGGACUCUGGCCAUAGUGCUCCUCGCGCUGGCAGGCAUCGCCCACCCGUCAGCUUUCUCCAGCGUCUACUUCCUGCUGUUCCUGACCAUCUGCACCUGGUGGGCCUGCCACUUUCCCAUCAGCCCCCUGGGCUUCAGUGCACUCUGCGUCACGGUGGGCUGCUUUGGCGCCGGCCAUCUCCUUUGCCUCUACUGCUACCAGACGCCCCUCGCCCAGUCCAUGCUCCCGCCUGCCAGCAUCUGGGCCAGGGUGUUCGGGCUCAAGGACUUCGUGCCACCCCCCAACUGCUCCAGCCCCAACGUGCUGGUCCUCAACACCAGCCACGACUGGCCCGUCUACGUGAGCCCCGGCAUCCUGCUGCUUCUCUGCUACACCGUGACCUCGCUCCUGAAGCUCCAAGCGCGCCGGCCCGCGGACCGGGGGAAGGAGGCGGCCGGGGGCGACAUGGAACUGGAGGUGGAGCUGACCGAGGUGGACCAGCGGCCCCAGGGCCAGGCCAGGGCUCCAGCCCCCAAGGAGGAGGAGGCCACGCAGCACACGAUGGCCGUGCCGCCGGACCCUGAGGACAACUGCAUCGUGCACGACCUCACUGGCCACAACCCUGUCCAGCAGCGGCCCCCGCGCCCCAGGCUGACUGGGCCUAAGGAGACGUCUCCGUUGCACGGCCUGGGCCACCUCAUCAUGGACCAGAGCUACGUAUGUGCCCUCAUUGCCAUGAUGGUGUGGAGCAUCACCUACCACAGCUGGCUGACCUUCGUGCUGCUGCUCUGGGCCUGUCUCAUCUGGACCGUGCGUAGCCGCCACCAGAUGGCUAUGCUCUGCUCGCCUUUCAUAUUGCUCUACGGGCUGGCGCUCUGCAGCCUGCGCUACGUGUGGGCCAUGGACCUGCGGCCCGAGCUGCCCACCGCCCUGGGCCCCGUCAGCCUGCGCCAGCUGGGGCUGGAGCACACCCGCUACCCCUGCCUGGACCUGGGCGCCAUGCUGCUGUGCACCCUCACCUUCUGGCUUCUGCUGCGCCAGUUUGUGAAGGAGAAGCUGCUGAAGAGGGCGCGGGACCCCGUGGCGCUGAUGGAGGUCACUGUGGCCGCCGCAGAGCCCACCCAGACGCGGACACUGCUGCGGAGCCUGGGGGAGCUGGUCAGGGGCGUGUACGCCAAGUACUGGGUCUACGUGUGCGGCGGCAUGUUCAUCGUGGUCAGCUUCGCCGGCCGCCUUGUCGUGUACAAGAUCGUCUACAUGCUGCUCUUCCUGCUCUGCCUCACCCUCUUCCAGGUGUACUACAGCCUGUGGCGGAAGCUGCUCAAGGCGUUCUGGUGGCUGGUGGUGGCCUACACCAUGCUGGUGCUGGUGGCCGUCUACACCUUCCAGUUCCAGGACUUCCCCGCCUACUGGCGCAACCUGACCGGCCUCACGGAUGAGCAGCUGGGGGACCUGGGCCUGGAGCAGUUCAGCGUGUCCGAGCUCUUCUCUAGCAUCCUGGUCCCGGGCUUCUUCCUGCUCGCCUGUAUCCUGCAGCUCCACUACUUCCACAGGCCCUUCAUGCAGCUCACCGACCCCGAGCACCGCCCCCCGCCCAGCGCCUGCACCCUGCGCUGGGCUCACAGGCAGGACACGGUGAGCGGGACCCCCCUGCUGCAGCAAGAGGAAGAGGAGGCGGCACCCAGAGACGAGGGGCUGGGCGUGGCUGGCCCCCACCAGGCCAUACAGGUCCCGGAGGCCAGCAAGUGGGGCCUGGUGGCUGAGCGGCUCCUGGACCUGGCCGCCGGCUUCUCGGAUGUCCUCACCCGCGUGCAAGUGCUCACGCGGCGUCUGCUAGAGCUGCACGUCUUCAAGAUGGUGGCCCUGUACACCAUGUGGGUGGCCCUGAAGGAGGUGUCGGUGCUGAACUUUCUGCUGGUCGUGCUGUGGGCCUUCGCCCUGCCCUACCCCCGCUUCCGGCCCAUGGCCUCCUGCCUGGCUACCGUGUGGACCUGUAUCAUCAUUGUGUGCAAGAUGCUGUACCAGCUCAAGGUUGUCAGCCCCCACGAGUAUGCCAGCAACUGCACCGAGCCCUUUCCCAACAGCACGAACCUGCAGAAGACGGAGAUCCACGAGUCUUUGCUGUACCGGGGACCCAUCGACCCCGCCAACUGGUUCGGGGUGCGGAAGGGCUUCCCGAACCUGGGCUACAUCCAAAGCCACCUGCAGAUCCUGCUGCUGCUGGUGUUCGAGGCUGUGGUGUACCGGUGCCAGGACUACCACCGCCGCCGGCACCAGCUGGCCCCGCUGCCGGCCCAGGCCGUCUGCGCCGAUGGCACCCGCCAGCAGCUCGACCGCGACCUGCCCAGCUGCCUCAAGUACUUCGUCAACUUCUUCUUCUACAAGUUUGGGCUGGAGAUCUGCUUCUUGAUGGCCGUGAACGUGAUCGGACAGCGCAUGAACUUCAUGGUCAUCCUGCAUGGCUGCUGGCUGGUGGCCGUCCUCACCCGCCGGCGCCGUGAGGCCAUCGCCCGCCUCUGGCCCAGCUACUGCCUCUUCCUGGCACUCUUCCUGCUCUACCAGUACCUGCUGUGCCUGGGCAUGCCCCCUGCCCUGUGCAUCGACUACCCGUGGCGCUGGAGCCGGGCUAUCCCCAUGAACUCUGCCCUGAUCAGGUGGCUGUACCUGCCGGACUUCUUCAGUGCCCCCAACGCCACCAACCUCAUCAAUGACGUCCUCCUGCUGCUCUGCGCCUCCCAGCAGUGGCAGGUGUUCUUGGCCGAGCGCACGGAGGAGUGGCAGCACGUGGCAGGCGUUAACACUGAUCGCCUGGAGCCGCUGCAGGGGGAGCCCAACCCCGUGCCCAACUUCAUCCACUGCAGGUCCUACCUCGACAUGCUGAAGGUGGCCGUCUUCCGCUACCUCUUCUGGCUGGUGCUGGUGGUGGUGUUUGUCACGGGGGCCACACGCGUCAGCAUCUUCGGGCUGGGCUACCUGCUGGCCUGCUUCUACCUGCUGCUGUUUGGCACCAGCCUGCAGCAGAAGGACACGCGCACCCGCCUCGUCCUAUGGGACUGCCUCAUUCUCUACAACGUCACCGUCAUCGUCUCCAAGAACAUGCUCUCGCUCCUGUCCUGCGUCUUCGUGGAGCAGAUGCAGAGCAGCUUCUGCUGGGUCAUCCAGCUCUUCAGCCUUGUGUGCACGGUCAAAGGCUACUACAACCCCAAGGAGAUGCUGGGCCGCGACCAGGACUGCCUGCUGCCUGUGGAGGAGGCGGGCGUCCUGUGGGACAGCGUCUGCUUCCUGUUCCUGCUGCUGCAGCGCCGCGUCUUCCUCAGCUACUACUUCCUGCACGUCUGGGCCGAGCUCCGCGCCACUGCCCUGCAGGCCUCCAGGGGCUUUGGCCUCUACAAUGCUGCCAACCUCAAGACCAUCGAGCUCCACCGCAGGGCGGAGGAGAAGUCGCUGGCCCAGCUGAAAAGACAGAUGGAGCGCAUCCGGGCCAAGCAGGAGAAGCACAGGCAUGGCCGGGCCGGCCGCGGCCACCUGCAGGGCUCCCUGGACCCCAGCCAGGAGUCAGGGCCCGGCAGUGCAGGGGGCUCCUCCUCGCCACGGCCACAGUGGUGGCGACCCUGGCUGGACCACGCCACAGUCAUCCACUCUGGGGACUACUUCCUGUUCGAGUCGGACAGCGAGGAGGAGGAGGAGGUGCAGCCCGAGGACGCCCGGCCGUCAGCACAGAGCACCUUCCAGAUGGCGUACCAGGCGUGGGUGACCAACGCCCAGACGGUGCUGCACCAGCAGCGGCAGGAGCGGGCAGGGCAGCUGCCCACGGGCGGUGACCCAAGACAGGAGGCAGAGCUGGCAGAGGGCUUGGAGGAUGAGGUAGCCGGCCGCAGCCACGUGAUGCAACGAGUGCUGAGCACCACGCAGUUCCUGUGGGUGCUGGGCCAGGCGCUGGUGGACGAGCUGACGCGCUGGCUGCACGACUUCACGCGGCACCACCGCGCCACGAGUGAUGUGCUGCGUGCUGAGCGCUACCUGCUCACGCAGGAGCUGCUCCGGGGCGGAGAGGUGCGCCGGGACGUGCUGGAUCAGCUGUAUGCCAGCGAAGCUGAGAUGAUCCGUGAUGCACUGAGCACUCCAUCCAGCGGGCUGGGGGCGGAGGAGCCACAGAGCAGCGUGACGGAGGACAUCAGCAGCCCUCUGAGUGCCAGCUGUAACACCCAGAGCAGCGGCGAGGAGACGGUCACCGAGCCCGGGGCUUCCCUGCACGGCUCCUGGGAGCUUCCCGCCAGCGGCCGCGCCAGAACGCGCACAGCCAGCGAGCUGCUCCUGGACAGGUGCCUGCACAUCCCGGAGCUGGAGGAGGCCGAGCGGUUCGCGGCGGGACAGGGCCGCGUGCUGCGGCUGCUGGAGGCCGUGUACCAGUGUGUGGCCGCCCACUCGGAGCUGCUCUGCUACUUCGUCAUCAUCCUCAACCACAUGGUCACCGCCUCGGCUGCCUCCCUGAUGCUGCCCGUGCUGGUCUUCCUGUGGGCCAUGCUGUCCAUCCCACGGCCCAGCAAGCGCUUCUGGAUGACGGCCAUCAUCUUCACCGAGGUCACGGUGGUCGCCAAGUACCUGUUCCAGUUCGGCUUCUUCCCCUGGAACAGCCACGCUGUGCUGCGGCGCUAUGAAAACAAGCCCUACUUCCCGCCACGCAUCCUGGGCCUGGAGAAGAGCGACAGCUACGUCAAGUGCGACCUGCCGCAGCUCAUCGUGCUCUUCUUCCACCGCGCCCAGCUGCUGUGCUACGGCCUCUGGGACCACGACGAGGACCCUGUCCCGAAGGAGCGUGACAGGGGUGGUGGGAAGGACAAGGCGGCUGAGGAGGAGCCGGCCCUGCUGGGACCCCAGGGGGAGCCAGGGGUGGCCAGGGCCCCCACUGAGGACGACAUCCCGGUGGAAGCAAAGGACGGGCCCCCAGAGCCCCGUGACGAGAGGCGCGUCAGCCUGCGUCUCAGAAAGAGGAGGAAGGAGAGCACAGGACCCAGAGGACGGGCAGCCACUGAAGGCGAGGACGACAAGGAGGUGGGAGCGGAGGCGGAGGCGGCUGCAGAGAGCGAGGAGAGGCAGAGCCGCCCCUGCAAAAGAGUGAGGGCCCUGGGGCUCCGGCUGCAGAGCUUCUGCCUGUCCCUGGCCCGGAGCGUGUACUGGCCUGUAAGGCGCUUCUUCCACGACAUUCUGCACACCAAGUACCGCGCGGCCACCGACGUCUAUGCUCUCAUGUUCCUGGCCGACGUCGUCGACUUCGUCAUCAUCAUCUUUGGAUUCUGGGCCUUUGGGAAGCACUCGGCGGCCACAGACAUCACGUCCUCCCUGUCAGACGACCAGGUGCCGGAGGCCUUCCUGGUCAUGCUGCUGAUCCAGUUCAGCACCAUGGUGGUCGACCGCGCCCUCUACCUGCGCAAGACCGUGCUGGGCAAGCUGGCCUUCCAGGUGGUCCUGGUGCUGGCCGUGCACCUGUGGAUGUUCUUUAUCCUGCCGGCCGUCACCGAGCGCAUGUUCAGCCAGAACGCGGUGGCCCAGCUGUGGUACUUCGUCAAGUGCAUCUACUUCGCCCUGUCCGCCUACCAGAUCCGCUGCGGCUACCCCACCCGCAUCCUCGGCAACUUCCUCACCAAGAAGUACAACCACCUGAACCUCUUCCUCUUCCAGGGGUUCCGGCUGGUGCCGUUCCUGGUGGAGCUGCGGGCUGUGAUGGACUGGGUGUGGACGGACACCACGCUGUCCCUGUCCAACUGGAUGUGCGUGGAGGACAUCUAUGCGAACAUCUUCAUCAUCAAGUGUAGCCGAGAGACAGAAAAGAAAUACCCGCAGCCCAAGGGGCAGAAGAAGAAGAAGAUCGUCAAGUACGGCAUGGGCGGCCUUAUCAUCCUGUUCCUCGUGGCCAUCAUCUGGUUCCCGCUGCUCUUCAUGUCCCUCGUGCGGUCCGUGGUCGGCGUCGUCAACCAGCCCACUGACGUCACCGUCACCCUCAAGCUGGGUGGCUACGAGCCCCUGUUCACCAUGAGCGCCCAGCAGCCGUCCAUCGUGCCCUUCACACACCAGGCCUACGAGGAGCUGUCCAAGCAGUUUGACCCCCACCCGCUGGCCAUGCAGUUCAUCAGCCAGUACGCCCCCGAGGACAUCGUCACGGCGCAGAUCGAGGGGAGCUCCGGGGCACUCUGGCGCAUCAGCCCGCCAAGCCGGGCGCAGAUGAAACGGGAGCUGUAUAACGGCAGCGCCGACAUCACCAUGCGCUUCACCUGGAACUUCCAGAGGGACCUGGCCAAGGGCGGCACGGUGGAGUACACCAACGAGAAGCACACCCUGGGCCUGGCCCCCAACAGCACCGCCCGGAGGCAGCUGGCCAGCCUGCUGGAGGGCACCUCAGAGCAGUCCGUGGUCAUCCCCCACCUCUUCCCCAAGUACAUCCGUGCCCCCAACGGGCCUGAAGCCAACCCCGUGAAGCAGCUGCAGCCUAACGAGGAGGCCGACUACCUCGGCGUGCGCAUCCAGCUGCGCAGGGAGCGCGUGGGCUCGGGGGCAGCUGGCUUCCUCGAGUGGUGGGUCAUCGAGCUGCAGGACUGCCAGGUUGACUGCAACCUGCUGCCCAUGGUCAUCUUCAGUGACAAGGUCAGCCCGCCCAGCCUGGGCUUCCUGGCCGGCUACGGCAUCAUGGGGCUGUACGUGUCCAUCGUGCUGGUCAUCGGCAAGUUCGUGCGCGGCUUCUUCAGCGAGAUCUCGCACUCCAUCAUGUUUGAGGAGCUGCCAUGCGUGGACCGCAUCCUCAAGCUGUGCCAGGACAUCUUCCUGGUGCGGGAGACUCGGGAGCUGGAGCUGGAGGAGGAGCUGUACGCCAAGCUCAUCUUCCUGUACCGCUCGCCCGAGACGUUGAUCGCGUGGACGCGCGACAAGGACUAGGGACGCUCGCAGCAGGGCCGGGGCCUCGGCCCGGCGCAGGACUGCUCUCACCGUCCUCCCUGUGGGGCCCGGCGGCCCGGCGCCCCCUGCCCACUCGCACUGUAGAGUUUUCUAAUUAAAACCUUUUUAUUUAUACAAA
Delphinapterus leucas (beluga whale) is the source of this 7975-nucleotide messenger RNA. It is a transcript of the gene PIEZO1, whose product is annotated as piezo type mechanosensitive ion channel component 1 (Er blood group). Gene Ontology annotation, cellular component: membrane. The record is from RefSeq and is a predicted model, not a curated record. Gene Ontology annotation, molecular function: mechanosensitive monoatomic ion channel activity. Lineage: Eukaryota; Metazoa; Chordata; Mammalia; Artiodactyla; Monodontidae.